Messenger RNA from Cladocopium goreaui, 3948 nucleotides. NCBI's taxonomy places the organism in Eukaryota, Dinophyceae, Suessiales, Symbiodiniaceae. The record is from the annotation of a GenBank genome assembly.
AUGUGCAUCGGGGACAGAGAUCAGCAUGUCAAGGGGCAAUGCAAAGGCAAGACCGAAGGACUGAGGGACAGGUUGGUGGCCCGUGUGGCCCGUGUGGCCUCAGCCUUCGCACAUUUUCUUCAGGAGGUCAUAAAACCAGACAAAUGUUCGACAUCGUCGACAGAGGCAGAAUUUGAAGAAAAAAAUUCUUUGACAGACGUAGAGCUUGGAGAUAGAUUCCAAGAAUUUUGCGAUCUCAGAAUCAGUGAAGGUGCAGAUUUUGAUGAGGUGCUGCAGUGGCUGGUCGGUUGGCGUGUGCUGAUUAAAAAGCGCUCUGGUUAUGGGAUCCAUCGCUUCAUGGUAUCAGAUCUGGAUGGCAAGAAACCACCGCUGGAUGUGCAUUUCCUGUACCCCCUGCCGAAGUACAAGUUGAACCCCAGCAUGGUUCAAGCCGUUGGCAAAGGCCAGGGGAUCCCAAUGAACAGAAAAGACCAGCAACAUGCAAUGCUCUUUGCAGAGGAAGUGGAAAAGAUUCGGGAAGUCUGCCGGGAGAAGUUCGAAGUCAAGAAACCUUUGCCGUUGUACAAAAAGUCACCGAGGAGGCUGCACAAGAUCAGAGUGCCAGCUUUCAUCUCUGGGCAGAAUGUCAUGAUAGGCAACAGCCUCUACGUGAGGUCUCGAGGGUAUCCUCAGCAUCGUGGUUUCAUCCAUGCGGUUUGCCCAAAGGACUCUGCAGUGAUUGUUUCCUUUCAUCCCACCUUCCACAACAAGCCGCCCUUCACCGUUAGCUUCGGCAUCAACCGCAUCCCCUUCCUAAGCAAGCACCGGGCCGUGGACUUGGCGGAGAGAAUCAUGGCCCAACUGGAGAGCACUAAGCGAAUGAUCCAGCCACCAGCAGCGGCAGGGUGUGAUACACACCUGAACGUCCAGCAAAAGCAGUUCCUGGAUGCAAGCUUGCUGCCCUUGCUGAUGUGGGGACCUCCUCCCUUCGAAACCUUGCUGCCCUUGCUCCUGUGGGGACCUCCAGGAACGGGCAAGACGACCACUCUGGUCCGCACCAUUUGGACCAUCAUCACCAAGAACCCGACGGCAAAGGUUCUGGUCAGCGCGCCUUCAAAUGCAGCUGCCAAUUUGCUGUGCGAGCGCUUGAGUGAGUUGGGCAUACAGCCAGACAGGAUGUUGCGCUUGAUGGGCAUGUCACGGGAAGUUGCAUCAGUUCCAAUGGCAGUGCAACGCUUCACGUGCAAGGACGCCCUGGGAAACUUUGCUCUUCCCGACUUGGAGGCCUUGCAAAAGUAUCAGGUGAUAGUUUGCACGUGCACCACUGCAUCAUAUCUUCGUAGCAGUGUGCCGAAGGAGAAGCCUGGAUGGUUUUCCCAUGUCUUUGUGGACGAGGCAGCUCAAAGCAUGGAACCCGAGACAUUGAUCCCCUUGACUGUGGCAAAAGCACAGGCAUUGGUGUGUUUGGCGGGUGACGUCAAGCAGCUGGGUCCCCUUGUCAAAUCCAAGCUGGCCACGGACCAUGGAUUCCAAGUGUCUUUGAUGGAGAGGCUCUUCACGAGACUGACGAAAGAUACGAAAGAACAUUCACGUGUUUUCGUCCUUACGGACACCUACAGAAGUCAUCCAUCCAUCUUGAAACUUUAUAACCCGAUUUAUGAUGGACAACUGCAGUGUUGCAGCCCAAAAAGCAGCCGUGACAUGGUCCCAUUGAUGCGACACAUGAUGGGUGGGGCCAGCGGCCAUCCUUUGAUUUUCCACCACUGCGAUGGAAAGGAGUCCCAAAACGAAGAUUCGACGUCUUGGCAAAACAUCAAGGAAGGUGAAGUGGUGAUGAAUUACCUGAGGAAGUUGUUGGAGCUUAAAAUCCCAGCUGAAGAUAUUGGUGUGAUCACCCCGUACCAACUGCAGUGCGAGCGGUUGAAGAACUUGUGUCAAGCCGUGGGGAUAAAGGCGAAGAUUGGCACAACAGAACUUUUUCAAGGCGAUGAGAAGAGGAUCAUUUUGAUAUCCACAGUGCGUUCUCAACAGGGUUCCCUUGGUUUCCUGACCAACUACAAGCGCACCAACGUUGCCUUGAGCCGAGCCAAGUCCCUCCUGCUGGUGGUGGGGAACAUGAAGCUACUGUCGACGGACCAAACCUGGUCCAAUGCGAUCGGGUUCGCGAAGAACAUGGGGGCCAUGACGGGUGACAUCGGUGUUUUGCGUAAGUUUCAGGAUUCCAAGCGGUGGCUUCUUGUCAGAGAAAUUGCAGGUGCAUAUCAAACUGCCAACCAGAAGCAAAAGUGGUUAGAUAAUGCGGCCGGGACGUGUGAGUUCUGCCAGAAAGAAGAUUCCCGGCGGCAUCGCCUGCUUGAGUGUCCGAUUGGCAGUGAAGUGCGUGAAAGUUUUUCUGCUGUUAUAGACGACAUUUUGGAAGAUGAGUCGUUACUGCCAGAUUUUCCUGUCAUUACUCGACACCCAGAUCUUGAAGCUUUGCAGUUAAUGCAGUUUGCAUCUCCGCAGCCUGUGUGGGGACAAGCCAUUUGCACACAUGCCAGAAACAUGGUUGAUGAAGGUAUCACCUUGCACUGGUUCACGGACGGUUCAUGUUUGCAUCCGACAUGUAGGCACACACGACAUUCUGCUUUUGCUGUAGUUCUAGAUCUCUGUAAGACUGAUGAUGAACGUAGAGCCAUUUCUGAGCAGUACAGAGGAUCCACUUUGUCCAUCCCUACAUUUCAGGUAGUUUGUACUGCGCGUUGUCAAGGUGAACAAGAUAUACUUCGUGCAGAAGUGUCAGCCGUUGUCUCGGUGGCUGAAAAUGUAGGUCAUGGAGUAAUUCAUGUUGACAGUCAGGUGGCCAUCUCAAAUGUUCAACUUGCGUUGACAUCACUGCAUCCUGCUGCCUUUGCGGGAUGCGAACAUGUUGACUUGUUGCUUCGCUUGUGGAAGAUCAGACAUGGGGUUCAUAUACAGCUUGUUAAGAUCAAGUCCCACCAAGAUCCUGGCUUGAUUGAUGACCCCCUUUUGAGAUACUGGGCUUUAGGCAAUAAUCAUGUUGAUGCUGUUGCGCAAGUUGCUUGUUCUUCACUGAAUACGGCAUUGGUACAGCAGCUUGACUUGGUUAGGCAGGAUUUGAAGGUCGACAAGAAGAGGCUUGAAGCUGUUUAUGACCUGCAUAUUCUUUUACAAGAGGUGCGUAGACUAGCGACUGCAAACAAAGAAUCUGAAAUUUCUACGAAGCUGCAUGACCAUAGGGCGUUGUGCGCGGCUUUCAGUAACUGGACGGUUCAACCUGGUGUCUUUCAGCUUCAGGAACCUGAUUUGCGAUUGCUUGGCAGCUCUGCCUUUGGGGAAGAAUUUGCGAGACGCACUGUUGAGUGGAGUAGGCAUUUGAUUUGGCCAGACGAUGCUUCUGGUCCACUUGGAUGCAACACUGGCAUCACUUGGGUGGAAUUGGCACUAUCCUGGAUGCUUUUUAAUCAACUUUUCCUUCCUGUUCUGCGUAAAGAUUGCCUGGGUAUUAACAGAUUGUGUUUCCCUGGAGGAUAUGAUGGUGCUAAGCAAUACGGCCUCAGUUUUCUGGAGAGUGGCACCAUGGUGCAGAAGCUGCUCACCAAUACUGCAGGAUUGGUACCUCAGGAAAUCAUGCCUUCUGGAUUGACUCAUGGUAAGUGUAGUGCGUUGUACAGGCUGGGUAGUUGCAGGUUUUAUCAGGGUCUGGACCGACGUCCUCAGAUCCCUUUCCAAGCUGAGGUUGUGCAGUUGCUAGCUGCUGUGGUAGGUACUGGUAGAAAGGAGGCGUUGUCUGACACGCCGAAUUUAGCAUUCCCUGCCAAGCAGGACCAAGUGGCACGUGGCACUUGGCAGUUUCGACUCCAAACGUCGUCCUUGGCCAUGAAGACCGCCAGGAAACGGCGCAAGGAGAUAAUUAACUUCACCGCAGGGGGCAGCCAGCCGAAGCCAAAGGGUGACUGGUCUUCUUAG